Molecule: messenger RNA, 2210 nt
Organism: Camarhynchus parvulus
Lineage: Eukaryota; Metazoa; Chordata; Aves; Passeriformes; Thraupidae
Gene: RRAS2
Product: RAS related 2
Exons: 6
Coding region: 220-831 (203 amino acids)
Biological process (GO): signal transduction
Cellular component (GO): plasma membrane
Molecular function (GO): GDP binding; GTPase activity; GTP binding
Source: RefSeq, a predicted model, not a curated record
CCCUGGCUGCGGGGGCGGGCGGUGCUGCUCGGCUCCGCUCGGCGCUACCGCACUGCACGGCGGGGCGGGCGCUGUUGCUGCUGCCGCCGGCGCUUGGCGGGGCCUGCGGCUGCUCAGCCCCGGCGGCACGAGGAGGAGCGGGAGGAGAGCGCCGGAGACAGAGAGGCAGGCGUCGGACCCCGCGGCGGCGCUGCCGCGAUCGCCCCGCUCGGCUCCCCCAUGGCCGCGGGCUGCAGGGACGGCCCGGGGCAGGAGAAGUACCGGCUGGUGGUGGUGGGCGGCGGCGGCGUGGGCAAGUCGGCUCUCACCAUCCAGUUCAUCCAGUCCUACUUUGUUACGGAUUAUGACCCAACCAUUGAGGACUCCUACACCAAGCAAUGCGUGAUCGACGACAGAGCCGCGCGCUUGGACAUUCUGGAUACAGCAGGACAAGAAGAAUUUGGAGCCAUGCGUGAGCAGUACAUGAGGACAGGGGAAGGUUUUCUGCUUGUUUUCUCAGUCACAGAUAGAGGAAGCUUUGAAGAAAUCUAUAAGUUUCAGCGACAGAUUCUUAGAGUGAAAGAUCGCGAUGAGUUUCCAAUGAUUCUUGUUGGUAAUAAAGCAGAUCUGGACCACCAAAGACAGGUGACACUCGAGGAAGGCCAGCAGCUGGCACGGCAACUUAAAGUAAUGUACAUGGAAGCCUCAGCAAAAAUCAGAAUGAAUGUAGACCAAGCUUUUCAUGAACUUGUCAGAGUUAUAAGGAAAUUUCAGGAACAAGAGUGCCCUCCUUCACCAGAGCCAACACGGAAAGAAAAAGACAAGAAAGGCUGCCAUUGUGUUAUUUUCUGAGAAUCCCAAGAACCAAGCUAUCAACUGCCAGAUCAUUUUUUUCUUUCCAUCAUUUUACAUCACUUCUGGUAUUGGUCUAGCCUUAUAUGUGCAUGUCCUAAAAGUGGUCACCAGAAUAGCCUUAGUCCAAGAAGCUGGCAGAAUAGUUCUUGAAGAAGACUCGGUCAUCCUGGGGCAGACUUCAAACCAAAACACUAAGGCUGCUUCUCUAAUACCACAGUUCCUUCCUUCUGUCCCUUCAGAGCUUGCACCUUGUGGAGUUUUAUUCGCAAAGGAGAUGAAACAAAACCGUGUAGGACGAGGUGUUGAAGUCAUGCAUAAGUUGUCUCUUGUGAAUUAAUUUAUUUUUACUUCUGACAUUUCAUUAGCUAUUACAGAGACCUAUAUUGGGGUAUAGAGAAUACUUUUUAAAAAAGGGGUGGAUUGGCUUUUUUUUGUUCGUUUGUUUCUGCCCUCAGUUAAAUUAGACUUGAGUAUUCAGCUAGCCUUAAGAAACCUACACUGAAUUUCAUUGUCAGCAAAAAUUUUCAUCUCUCAUUUAUGCUGCAGUUUUAUUUCGGUGGCCAAAAACAUUCUACUGUAUUUAUUUUUUGAAUCCAGAACAGCUACAGGAUGAUUACUACUACUAUUAGGAUAUGGCCAAAUACCUGAGCUCAUUCUGGAUUGAGGCAUUUCAGCUUAUUAAGAAAUUUCACAUUAUGUUUGAAAACAAAUUGUGUCUUCCUUUGUAUUUCUGGGUAAGGGAUUAAGGAAAACUAAAAUUGUAGCUGUUUUUGUUUCAUGUGAUAUAAAAAUGAAUUUGAUCUUUCCAUUGUCAGAGAUGAUUAAAUGUUUUUGCUAUAUACUUUUAUACAUUAUUUUCUUAUCAAACUAGUUAACAAGUAUUUUUAUAUGUUUGUAAGCAAAUAUGCUUUCACAGCAUAACUUGUGUAUAUGUAAAGAUGAGUAUUUAAUUCUCACAGUUCACUUUUAACUGACAAAAUGUGGGAUUUGCCAAACUGUGGUAAAUUUCUCCUUACUCUCCCGGUUAUACCCAAGAAUGGCCAAUUAUGUGCCUGCCCAGCACACCUAUAGAGUAAAAUCUAGUGUUGUGUUUUAAUGAAUUUCAGUAUCCCUUACUAAAGACUGACCAUUAUGUGAAUUAUUAAACUGUAAGACUUUUAACUGAUUGUUUAGUUAAACUGUGGAUGGUUGUUUAAUUUUGAGUUCUGUGGAUUGUGUUUAAACAAUUCAAGAGUAUGGUCCCUGAUAUUGAAAUACUGAGUGGUAUUGCACAGUUGUCACCUUAACUGAAUGUGUCCAACAGUUCUUUGAGACUUGAUUAUUAAGCAAACCCUUGUAUAACUUCAGGUGCUAGAAUUAAAGAUGAUCUAACCAUU